This is a messenger RNA of Durotheca rogersii, 1320 nucleotides long. RefSeq lists its product as uncharacterized. The transcript has a single exon. The record is from RefSeq and is a predicted model, not a curated record. Lineage: Eukaryota; Fungi; Ascomycota; Sordariomycetes; Xylariales; Xylariaceae. The coding region runs from base 394 to 1293 and encodes 299 amino acids. Gene Ontology annotation, molecular function: oxidoreductase activity.
ACAGGGUGAUCAGAGGCCUCUUCAUUCCUUAUUGCAUUGCACCAUAUCCUCCUGUCCCAUAGAUGCAUUUCCGUGGGGAGGAAUUCGGCCUAAUUCCACUCGCAUACUCAUCACCCACUCGCCUUCAUCCCGUCGACGCGACACUACGACGGAAAUGCUAGAGCUAUAAACUGCGCCGCUGCUUGGAGAAGAGAGCUCGACGAAGGUAUUCACAGGCUUGGCUUUUUUAUCUCCAAGGUCUAGAGAUAACCACGUAUUUGCCCUACAAUACGGGUUUAUACACCGUGAUAAGUCAAGUCUCCAGCGCAGUAGACUUCUAAAGGAGAAGGCGGAGAUCGUAUAUAUGCCCCCAAUAAAGAGAGGAAACAGAUAGAGACGGACCAAACAAAACCAAUGGCACCCCUCUACGAGAAAGCCCUGAUCGUCGGUGCCACUUCAGGCAUCGGCGAGGCCCUAGCUGCGAAGCUACUGGCUGAGGGGACCUCGGUAGUGGUGACGGGGCGGCGGCGCGAGCGCCUCGACGCCUUCCUUGCCGCACACCCUCCGCCCUUGUCGCCCUCCCCCUCGGCCGCCACGGCAGCAGCCAUGCCCCUCGACGUCACGCAGCUGGGGGCGCUGCCCACGUUCGCCGCCGCCGUGGCGGCCGCGCACCCGGACCUGGACUGCGUGGUGUUCAACGCGGGGAUCCAGCGGGCGUUCGACUUCGGGCGGGGGGGCGUCGACCUGGGGGCCUUCGGCGAGGAGCUGACGACGAACUACGUGGCGGUGGUGCACCUCGUGACGGCGCUGCUGCCGCACCUGCGGCGGGUCGCCGGCGCAGCGGGCAAGGCCCACCUCGUCCUCGUCGGCGCGUCGCUGGGCCUGGUGCCGACGCUCGUCCGCACGCCCGGCUACAACGCGAGCAAGGCGGCGCUGCACAGCUGGGCGACGGCGCUGCGGCAGCAGCUGCGCGACGCCGGCGCCCGCGUGCGCGUUGUCGAGGUGUUCCCGCCCGCCGUGCAGACCGAGCUGCACGACGAGCGCCACCAGCCCGACCUGGUCGGCGGCGCCGCCAUCGGCAUGCCGCUUGCCGCCUUCACCGAGCGCCUGUACGCCGGCCUCGCCGCCGGCGCCGACCAGUUCGCCGUCGGCCCCGCCGAGCCCUGGCUCGCCGACGGCGGCUUCGAGGCCGAGCGCGCCAGGCUCUUCGCCACCGGCCAGGAGGCGCUCAAGGUUGCGCUCGCUCCGUAUAUAAGGAAGGAAGACGUGAGGAAUGGGGAAUGGGGAGGCGGUAGCCAGGAUGGGACGGAAUAAGGGAUGUCUAGGUAAAUAGACAAGUGC